Molecule: messenger RNA, 2805 nt
Organism: Adineta steineri
Lineage: Eukaryota; Metazoa; Rotifera; Eurotatoria; Adinetida; Adinetidae
Source: the annotation of a GenBank genome assembly
AUGGUAAAUUUAAUCUCUGCAACGUCUGAUCAUUCUAAUGAAAUAUCAAUUGAACAACUCAGGUUAUCACUCGAACAAUUGUCAAAUUCAAAAGAAACAUUCUCAAAUAAAAAACGAUCUGAUCUUCGAAUUUUACUUUGUUUUAUGUGUGGUGGAAAUAAUAAUGAUAUUGAAAUAUUUUUUUCUCAAUUAGCAUCACGAUUUUCUCUUGUAACAACAAAUCAAUAUGGAGAUUUAUCCUUUAUUAUUAAUGCAUUUCUUGGUCGAUCCAAUCGAAAAGUUGAAUUCAUUCCUAUUUCAUUUCAUUCGUUAUUUUCUGUUAAAUUAAUUGAUUUUGAUGGAUUUAUAUUAUUCUAUGAUCGUGAUAGAAAAGCUGCUGUUAGUACAAUGACAUAUUUGGAAAAACACAUUUCAACAAAUUUACAAAAUGAAUUAUCAAAAAAAGCUGAUGAUAAUCAAGAAACUAAUGGAACAAUAAUACCACGUCCACCUAUUUAUGUCCUAUGUUGUAUUAAAGAUUCUGGUUUAUUAAAUACGAAAAAAUAUCCUCAAUCUGAAUAUUGUGUUCAAUGUCAUAGUGGAACAAUAAGAAAUUUUGUUGAAUCUCAUCUUGUACCGUUUCUUAAUCAAUGCUGGAUUGCAAUAAAUGGCAAUAUCACUGAUAAUGAUUAUGAGAAAAAUGAAAAUCUUCUUGCAGGUGUUACAUCAUAUUUUAAUCGUACAACUUAUUCAUCAGCUAGUGAUUUAAUGAUAAGUAGUCUUGAACGUACACGUAAACAAUUCACAAAUAAUAAUGAUGAUGAUCGAACAAAUUCACUAAUGUUAUCAAGUAAAUCAAAUGAACAUUCACCUAAACAUCGAUCUUCAUUAUUAACACCAACAAAUCAUGAACAAAUUUUUUCUUAUCGUUCAUUUCCACAUUUAUCGAUAUCAAGUAAUGGUACUGAUGCAACAAUUGUUCCAACAACACCAGUUGACCCAUCUGUAACAAAUCUUGGUUUACUAUCACCAUCAUCUUUAUCGACAUCAUCGAUAUCUGAUAAUCAAUUUAAAAAAUCAACUAGUAUGCGUUUUGCAAAACUUAUGGAACAUCCAAUCGAUGGAAGCAGUUACCAAUCAUCACCUAGUAAUGCAAAUAACGAAAAUUCAUUAACAAUACGUAGACGAAUCAAUGAAAUUCCACCAAGAGUAACAUCUACAGAAGAUAUGAAAUUUCAUUUAUAUAAACAUCGAACUGCUGCUCAUGUUAAAGUUCCAUUAGCUACACCGGAAAUAAUUGAAUUUAAUGAAGCAGUAACAACACCUUUGUCUAUUCAACAACAUUAUGAUAGAUCAUUAGUUUUAACAAAUAAUAAUACAGAUGAUAUACAUCCAGUCAAUUCUUCAUCAUCAUCACCACCUACACUCCAUCAACAAAAUCAUAAUAGUACAAUAGAUGAAUCGAUUACAGAUUCAUCGAAACAAACACGAGCAACAGAUUCAUCUGUUGAUAGUUCAAGUGAUGAACGUUUACAAAAUCAACGUGAAUCAUCAACAACAUUACAGAAUGCAAAUUCACCAACGAAUAAUCAAUCACAACACCAGUGUGUUGUGACUUUACAAAGAAAAGUAUCAGAUAGAAAAUCAAAACGUGUACGAGCUAAACAAAAUGAUGUUACAGGUUUAGCAUCAAGUACUGAAAUUUUAAAGAAAACUGGAUCUGAUGAUGAAGUUUUAGCUGAAAAUGAUAAGCGUUCUCAACAGCAACAAUAUCCGAAAAAGAAACGUCGACCUAGUUUCAAAAGACGGAAGAAAGCUGUUUAUGAUCAAACACAGACUGAUUCGGGAAUUGAUUCUCGAAUGGAUCCAAAAGAUAGAAAUAACGUUAGUAUUGCUCCUGAACCGUCAUCAUCAUCGAAUGUUGUUAUAUCGAAUGAAGAUGAUUCAAGUGUUGGUGACUAUACAAAAGAUAGUAAAAAUACAUCUAUUGAAGAACUCGAAGAACGACCAACAGCGAAUUGGAUUCGCCGUCAACUACAAUACUUUGCUCAAGUUCGACGUGAUAAAAAUGAUCCAAAAACUCGUUCUCCUGCUACAACAAUUACAUCAGUAUCUUCACCUCUACCAAUUUUAUAUAAAGCAACAACGACAUCAACUCCUCCACAUACAACUGCAUCUCUUCUAUCAUCUGUUGAAAAUUCUCAGCAUCAUAUUCCAAUUCGUUUAUCAUUAAGUCGCUGUGCUCAAUCAAAUGAAUCAGGUGUACCAUUAUUUAUGGAAAAAUGUAUUCAAUUUAUUGAAGAAUAUGGUUUAGCUAUUGAAGGACUUUAUCGAGUUUCAGGCUAUAAAAAUCAAGUUGAAUUAGUUAUUAAUAAACUUAUUGAGGAUCCAUCUUAUGAUCUUCGUUUGUUACAAGUUCCAGCAAGUGCCGUAGCAACAGCAUUAAAAGAUAUGAUGAGAAAACUUGAUGAACCACUUUUAUCAUUAGAAUUAUUUGAUGAAUGUCAAAAUUUAACGAUUGAUCAAUUAAAAGAACAAAAUUUUCUUCCAUUACGAAAAGCUUUUUCUCGUACAAGUGAACUUAAAUAUCGAACAAUCAAAUUUAUUUUUAAACAUCUUCAUUUUGUUUCACAAUAUGCUUCAUCAACUCAUAUGGAUUCAUCAAAUUUAGCUGUUUUAUGGUGGCCGAAUUUAUUUCAACCACAAUUUCCCGAUUUACGCACAGCUGAACAAAAAUGUCAAAAAACUAAACCAUUAAUUCAAGCAAUUAUCGACAAUUAUCCUACGAUUUUUUCUUCUAAUGAAAUAAAACAACAAAAUAGCUAA